Messenger RNA from Aureobasidium vineae, 1650 nucleotides. The record is from the annotation of a GenBank genome assembly. NCBI's taxonomy places the organism in Eukaryota, Fungi, Ascomycota, Dothideomycetes, Dothideales, Saccotheciaceae.
AUGGACCAUUGGAACGGUACAACAAAUGCUACAGUCACUCUCGCUCUGAUCAGAAAACCUGCCGCCGUACCCGUCACACAUCCCAAAUACGGUGGUGCUAUCAUCUUGCAACCUGGUGGGCCUGGAGCCCACGGCGUUCAAUUUGGACUCAGAGUUGGAGAGCAGAUAAGUAGUCUACUCGACGCUCACGAAGACGACGAUAAAGGCAAACACUUCGACCUGAUCUCGUUCGAUCCAAGGGGAAUUGGUCUUUCCACGCCCAGGGUUGCAUGUUUCCAGGGAAAUCCGAUUUUGGAACAAGUUUGGGGUAUUCGCGAUUGGGAGCUGGGAUCUUUCAGUGCCUCGGAUAUCGCUUUUGGACGUCUCUGGGCGAUGUCUAGAGCAAAAGGUGAAAGCUGUACUAUCAUCACUGAUGAGCCAGAUAUCAAGAGAUAUGUCACGACUGCCUAUGUCGCACGCGAUAUCCUGGAGAUCAUCGAGAAGCAUGGCGAGUGGCGAGAGAAAGAAGCAACACGGUUGUUGGCGAAUAAGUACCAUGAUACUCGCGAAGUUGACAGAUCAUCUCAGAUCAAUUAUCGGCCAGGUCAGGAAAAACUUCUCUACUGGGGCUUCAGUUAUGGGACAUACAUCGGAUCCACCUUCGCCGCAAUGUAUCCUGACAGAGUCGGGCGUCUCGUGCUGGAUGGUGUGGUUGAUGUAAUCGACAACCUGCAAAUCACGUGGUAUACUGACUUGGUCGAUACUGAAAAGACCAUGGACUCCUUCUACCACUACUGCGCUGAGGCAGGGUACCCUACUUGCGCUCUGACGAACCCAGAUGGCAAUACGAAUGCAACACAUGUCAAACAGAGAACCCUCGCCGUGAUCGAGAAACUCCGCUACGAUCCUGUGGCGGUGAUAGGCCCAAAUCCGGAAGUUAUCACCUCCAACGACCUACGAAUGCUUAUCUUCUCAAGCCUAUACAAGCCUGUAAAAAUGUUUCCGGUCCUUGCAAACACUCUCGCCGACCUGGAGAAGGGCAAUGGAAGCAGUGCUGCACAGAUGCUGCGACCAUACCAUUCCAUGGAAUGUCGAGCUGCCUCUUCUGUUGAACGGGUUUUUGAUCUUGACGCCCAGACAGUGAUUACCUGCACUGAUGGCGACGACCUAACGAGCAUGGACCGCACCGACUUCGAAAGCUUCGCCACACGGCUUAUGGAAAUCUCACCCACCAUCGGCGAUAUAUGGGCAGCCAUCCGUAUGCAUUGUAUACACUACCCUCUGCGCUCGCAAUAUCGCUACGCUGGACCCUGGGAAGUGUCUCCUGCGCAGCCAAUUCUCUUGAUUGGCAACACGGCUGAUCCAGUGACGCCAUUAGUCAACGCCUUCAAGAUGGCAGACCGUCUCAAAGAUAGUGUCGUCUUGGUGCAAGAUUCGCCGGGACAUGCUACGUUGGCUGCAUACAGCAAGUGCACUACACAAUAUGUGCGACAAUACUUCACGACAGGAAAACUGCCACAACACAACACGACUUGUCAAUCAGACGAGAACCCAUUUGAGUUCGGACAAGAUGCACUAAGGACGGCUGCUCACACACAACAUAUGGAGAUUGCGGAAGCUUUCACAAACUACGGAUUAGGUCUGCAUGCGCAAGUGGGCCACAUGAACUAG